Rhopalosiphum padi (bird cherry-oat aphid) is the source of this 534-nucleotide messenger RNA. RefSeq names its product NADH dehydrogenase [ubiquinone] 1 alpha subcomplex subunit 7-like. NCBI's taxonomy places the organism in Eukaryota, Metazoa, Arthropoda, Insecta, Hemiptera, Aphididae. The record is from RefSeq and is a predicted model, not a curated record. Gene Ontology annotation, cellular component: mitochondrial inner membrane. Gene Ontology annotation, biological process: mitochondrial electron transport, NADH to ubiquinone; ATP synthesis coupled electron transport. Bases 116 to 448 code for a protein of 110 amino acids. The transcript is spliced from 3 exons.
AUUAUGAUAACAUAGAUGAUAAAAAAAUAAUUUUACGAACAUAAAAAUAAUUUCACGAUUACGAAAACGAGUGAACAGUCUAUUUUUUUCCAUUCAUUGACUAAAUAUUAACAAAAUGGCCAAUUGGAAUUCUUUAAUACCUUCCCAAUUCAAGCCGUCCGGUUUCAUUGCGGCUCUUCGAGCAUAUUUAGGUGGACGAAACUUCAAGCCAAAUAUAAGAAUGGUUGAUGAAGUAUCACCAGCUACUCAACCUCCACCUGAUGUUCCAGGAGGACCAAAUCAUACAGUUUUUAAUAAUUAUUACUGUACACGUGACAGCCGUAGAGAAGUUACACAACCAGUACUUAUUUUUGAAAAUAAUGCAAAACUUAUUGAAAAUACAAAGAAACUAGAACCUGGCUGCCCAUCAAAAGUGCCUCUUCCAGGAAAAGUUUUCCACUGGGAUUAAAAUUAUAUUUAUAUUAUAUAGUAGUGAAAAUGUAUUGAAUUAUAUUAUUUAAUCAGUAAAUUUAAAAUAAACAAAUGUCGUGUAAA